Messenger RNA from Ornithorhynchus anatinus (platypus), 2124 nucleotides. RefSeq names its product sec1 family domain containing 1 (gene SCFD1). NCBI's taxonomy places the organism in Eukaryota, Metazoa, Chordata, Mammalia, Monotremata, Ornithorhynchidae. Gene Ontology annotation, molecular function: syntaxin binding. The coding region runs from base 13 to 1917 and encodes 634 amino acids. The record is from RefSeq and is a predicted model, not a curated record. The transcript is spliced from 25 exons. Gene Ontology annotation, cellular component: Golgi membrane; cytosol. Gene Ontology annotation, biological process: endoplasmic reticulum to Golgi vesicle-mediated transport; intracellular protein transport.
GUGGCGGCGAAGAUGGCGGCGGCAGCCAGUAUUAGAGAGAGGCAGACAGUGGCUUUGAAGCGAAUGCUGAAUUUUAAUGUGCCUCAUGUUAAAAACAGCACUGGAGAACCAGUAUGGAAGGUACUCAUUUACGACAGAUUUGGGCAAGAUAUCAUUUCUCCUCUGCUGUCUGUGAAGGAGCUUAGAGACAUGGGAAUCACUUUGCACCUGCUUUUGCAUUCCGACCGAGAUCCUAUUCCAGAUGUUCCAGCAGUGUACUUUGUUAUGCCAACAGAAGAAAAUAUAGACAGAAUGUGCCAGGACCUUCGAAACCAACUUUAUGAAUCUUACUAUUUAAAUUUUAUUUCUGCUAUCUCAAGAAGUAAACUGGAAGAUAUUGCAAAUGCUGCUUUAGGAGCAAGUGCAGUAACACAAGUGGCGAAGGUUUUUGAUCAGUAUCUCAAUUUUAUUACUUUGGAAGAUGAUAUGUUUGUACUAUGUAAUCAAAAUAAGGAGCUCAUCUCAUAUCGUGCCAUUAAUAGAUCAGAUAUCACAGACACUGAAAUGGAGACCAUUAUGGACACAAUUGUUGACAGUCUCUUCUGCUUUUUUGUUACUCUUGGUGCCGUCCCUAUAAUUAGAUGUUCAAGAGGAACAGCAGCAGAGAUGGUGGCAGUGAAACUGGAUAAGAAACUUCGAGAGAAUCUAAGGGAUGCCCGAAACAGUCUUUUCACAGGUGACACACUUGGGGCUGGCCAGUUCAGCUUCCAAAGGCCUCUAUUAGUCCUCAUUGACCGAAACAUCGAUUUGGCAACUCCUUUGCACCAUACUUGGACAUAUCAGGCCUUGGUUCAUGAUGUACUGGAUUUUCACCUAAACAGAGUCAGUUUGGAAGAAUCUUCAGGUACAGAAAAUUCUCCAGCUGGUGCAAGGCCAAAGAGAAAGAAUAAGAAGUCAUAUGAUUUAACAGCAACUGAUAAAUUUUGGCAGAAGCAUAAAGGCAGUCCUUUCCCAGAAGUAGCAGAGUCUGUUCAGCAAGAGCUGGAGUCUUACAGAGCUCAGGAGGAUGAGGUCAAACGGCUUAAAAGCAUUAUGGGCUUAGAAGGAGAAGAUGAAGGUGCCAUAAGUAUGCUGUCUGACAAUACGGCCAAACUGACCUCAGCUGUUAGCUCUCUUCCAGAACUUCUUGAAAAGAAAAGACUCAUCGAUCUCCAUACCAACGUUGCUACAGCGGUUUUGGAGCAUAUAAAGACACGAAAACUAGAUGUAUAUUUUGAGUAUGAAGAAAAAAUAAUGAGCAAAACCACUCUGGAUAAAUCUCUUCUGGAUAUGAUAUCUGACCCAGAUGCAGGAACUCCAGAAGAUAAAAUGAGACUGUUUCUUAUCUAUUACAUUAGUGCACAGCAGGUACCCUCUGAGGCUGACUUGGAACAGUAUAAAAAAGCCCUGACUGAUGCGGGAUGCAACCUCACUCCUUUACACUACAUCAAACAGUGGAAGGCUUUUGCCAAGAUGGCUUCAGCUCCGACCAGCUACGGGAACGCUGCUGCUAAACCAAUGGGCCUCUUAUCACGGGUCAUGAAUACAGGGUCACAGUUUGUGAUGGAAGGAGUGAAAAACUUGGUUCUGAAACAGCAAAAUCUACCAGUUACUCGUAUCCUAGACAAUCUCAUGGAGAUGAAGUCAAAUCCUGAGACAGAUGACUACCGGUAUUUUGAUCCCAAAAUGCUCCGUGGCAGUGACAGUUCAGUCCCUAGAAACAAAAAUCCAUUCCAGGAGGCUAUUGUGUUUGUGGUGGGCGGAGGCAACUACAUUGAAUACCAAAAUCUUGUUGACUACAUAAAGAGCAAACAAGGCAAACAUGUUUUAUAUGGCUGCAGUGAGCUUUUUAAUGCAGCACAAUUUGUAAAACAGCUAUCUCAACUUGGACAGAAAUAGCACAAAAGAGCUUCAGUUCCUGAUUCCUCUUGGAACUUGGACAAAAUGUAAAAAAAAAAAUCAGAAAAACCAGAUGACUCUCCUCCCUAUAACAUGUCCUAUUCCUUAAACUUAUACCGUUCCAUUAAUUUGAUAAUUUUUAAGGAAUUCCUGUACUUAAUAAUAUAAUGCAUACCAGAAAAAAAUAAAACAUUUCAGAAAAAUUAA